AUGUGCUGUAAUACUCCGAGCAGUUCACAGCGAGUGUGUAAACUGCUGGGCUCCCUCUUCUGCCAUGACUUGGAGCUAGGCAUCCUCACACAUGCUGAGGCAAGCACGUCCCAGGAGCUAGGCAUCCUCACACAUGCUGAGGCAAGCACGUCCCAGGAGCUAGGCAUCCUCACACAUGCUGAGGCAAGCACGUCCCAGGAGCUAGGCAUCCUCACACAUGCUGAGGCAAGCACGUCCCAGGAGCUAGGCAUCCUCACACAUGCUGAGGCAAGCACGUCCCAGGAGCUAGGCAUCCUCACACAUGCUGAGGCAAGCACGUCCCAGGAGCUAGGCAUCCUCACACAUGCUGAGGCAAGCACGUCCCAGGAGCUAGGCAUCCUCACACAUGCUGAGGCAAGCACGUCCCAGGAGCUAGGCAUCCUCACACAUGCUGAGGCAAGCACGUCCCAGGAGCUAGGCAUCCUCACACAUGCUGAGGCAAGCACGUCCCAGGAGCUAGGCAUCCUCACACAUGCUCAGGCAAGCACGUCCCAGGAGCUAGGCAUCCUCACACAUGCUGAGGCAAGCACGUCCCAGGAGCUAGGCAUCCUCACACAUGCUGAGGCAAGCACGUCCCAGGAGCUAGGCAUCCUCACACAUGCUGAGGCAAGCACGUCCCAGGAGCUAGGCAUCCUCACACAUGCUGAGGCAAGCACGUCCCAGGAGCUAGGCAUCCUCACACAUGCUGAGGCAAGCACGUCCCAGGAGCUAGGCAUCCUCACACAUGCUCAGGCAAGCACGUCCCAGGAGCUAGGCAUCCUCACACAUGCUCAGGCAAGCACGUCCCAGGAGCUAGGCAUCCUCACACAUGCUCAGGCAAGCACGUCCCAGGAGCUAGGCAUCCUCACACAUGCUGAGGCAAGCACGUCCCAGGAGCUAGGCAUCCUCACAAAUGCUCAGGCAAGCACGUCCCAGGAGCUAGGCAUCCUCACACAUGCUGAGGCAAGCACGUCCCAGGAGCUAGGCAUCCUCACACAUGCUGAGGCAAGCACGUCCCAGGAGCUAGGCAUCCUCACACAUGCUGAGGCAAGCACGUCCCAGGAGCUAGGCAUCCUCACACAUGCUCAGGCAAGCACGUCCCAGGAGCUAGGCAUCCUCACACAUGCUGAGGCAAGCACGUCCCAGGAGCUAGGCAUCCUCACACAUGCUGAGGCAAGCACGUCCCAGGAGCUAGGCAUCCUCACACAUGCUGAGGCAAGCACGUCCCAGGAGCUAGGCAUCCUCACACAUGCUCAGGCAAGCACGUCCCAGGAGCUAGGCAUCCUCACAAAUGCUCAGGCAAGCACGUCCCAGGAGCUAGGCAUCCUCACACAUGCUGAGGCAAGCACGUCCCAGGAGCUAGGCAUCCUCACACAUGCUCAGGCAAGCACGUCCCAGGAGCUAGGCAUCCUCACACAUGCUGAGGCAAGCACGUCCCAGGAGCUAGGCAUCCUCACACAUGCUGAGGCAAGCACGUCCCAGGAGCUAGGCAUCCUCACACAUGCUGAGGCAAGCACGUCCCAGGAGCUAGGCAUCCUCACACAUGCUGAGGCAAGCACGUCCCAGGAGCUAGGCAUCCUCACACAUGCUCAGGCAAGCACGUCCCAGGAGCUAGGCAUCCUCACAAAUGCUCAGGCAAACACGUCCCAGGAGCUAGGCAUCCUCACACAUGCUGAGGCAAGCACGUCCCAGGAGCUAGGCAUCCUCACACAUGCUGAGGAGAAAUUUUCAAUCUUAUCAAACUUUUAUGAAAAUAGACCUAAUUAUCUCAUACGGCUUCAGGAAGGGCAAGAUAUAAUUAACGAAGCUGAUAUAUUACGAGAUAGCAAAAACAUGAAAGAGAGCCUUAUAGGCCAGGUGCUCAACCCCCUGAUGACGUCACUGGGCCACAAGCCGCAGUCAAAUCUUGACCUUGAUGACUUAAUAAUUCCUGAUGUGAGUAGUAGUCUAAGUCUUGAGGCAAACAUGUAA
Messenger RNA from Procambarus clarkii (red swamp crayfish), 1989 nucleotides. The record is from RefSeq and is a predicted model, not a curated record. Lineage: Eukaryota; Metazoa; Arthropoda; Malacostraca; Decapoda; Cambaridae.